Cuscuta campestris is the source of this 2883-nucleotide messenger RNA. The record is from the annotation of a GenBank genome assembly. Lineage: Eukaryota; Viridiplantae; Streptophyta; Magnoliopsida; Solanales; Convolvulaceae.
CCCUUCCAUUUUGCAAAUGGAGGUAAUCAAGCAGCGCCCACAAUCUUUCCCCUCUUGAAAGCUGCCGUUGCGGCUGCUUCUGUGCCAUCUUAAUCUCGUCUUCAUCUCGCCGGUGCCGGAAGGAUCAUAGUCUCUAGAGUUCAGACAGUAUGGCUGCAUCGGAAGAGACUAGUUCACUUUUCCCGAUCUUCGUCCUGACUUUAAUGGCUCUGCCAUUAGUGCCUUUCACAAUUGUCAAGUUAAUUCGAGCUUUUACAAAAAAGUCUACCAGCAUCAACUGUCAAUGUUCAGUUUGUUAUCAGUCUGGGAAGUACAGGAGAUCCAUAUUUAAGAGGAUAUCAAACUUCUCAACUUAUAGCAAUUUGACAAUUGUACUGCUCUGGAUUGUAAUGGGUGUACUGGUGUACUACAUAAAAACUAUUAGCAGUGAGAUUGAAAUAUUUGAGCCAUUCAGUAUACUUGGGCUGGAAGCCGGAGCUUCCGACCUAGAAAUAAAGAAAGCAUAUAGGAGAUUAUCAAUUCAAUAUCAUCCUGAUAAGAAUCCGGAUCCAGAGGCACAUAUGUAUUUUGUGGAGUAUAUCUCAAAGGCAUACCAAGCUCUAACAGAUCCUAUAUCACGGGAAAACUUUGAGAAAUAUGGUCAUCCUGAUGGGAGGCAGGGGCUUCGAAUGGGCAUUGCCCUUCCUCAGUUCCUGUUAAAUAUCGAUGGAGCAUCUGGUGGGAUACUGUUGCUUGGAAUAGUAGGAGUGUGUAUCAUUUUACCUCUCACAAUUGCAGUCAUUUAUUUAUCAAGGUCGGCAAAAUAUACUGGAAACUAUGUUAUGCAUUCAACAUUAGCCGCGUAUUACCAUUUAAUGAAGCCAUCUUUAGCUCCAAGCAAGGUCAUGGAUGUCUUCAUCAAAGCUUCUGAAUACAUGGAAAUUCCUGUACGCCGGAUCGACGAGGAACCUCUUCAGAAAUUGUUUAUGUUAGUAAGGAGUGAGCUGAAUUUAGAUCUUAAAAACAUUCGUCAAGAGCAAGCUAAGUUUUGGAAGCAGCAUCCUGCAUUAGUGAAGACUGAAUUGUUGGUUCAAGCUCAGCUAACCCGUGAAACAUCAGCAUUAUCUCCAAAUCUGCAGCAUGAUUUUAGACAUGUUCUUGAGCUUGCUCCUCGUCUUCUUGAAGAAUUGAUGAAGAUGGCAAUUAUACCACGCGCUCCACUUGGGCAUGGAUGGCUGAGGCCAGCAAUUGGAGUGGUUGAAUUGUCUCAGAGUAUUAUUCAGGCUGUUCAACUUAGUUCAAGAAAAGCAACAGGUGGAUCUAGUGAAGGAUAUGGUCCUUUUCUUCAGCUACCACAUUUCAGUGAGGCUGUCAUAAAGAAGAUCGGCAGAAAGAAAGUGCGCACCUUUCAAGAUUUUGUAGACAUUAGUGCACAAGAGCGUAUGGACUUGUUGACUCAAGCUGCUGGGUUCUCUGAUGCUGAAUCCCAAGAUGUUGAGAUGGUUCUCGAGAUGAUACCUUCGAUAACAAUUGACAUCUCGUGCGAGACAGAAGGAGAAGAGGGGAUUCAAGAAGGUGACAUUGUAACCAUGCACGCCUGGGUCACUCUAAAGCGCCGUAAUGGUUUGAUCCGUGCACUGCCACACUCUCCUCAUUUCCCGUUUGACAAAGAGGAGAACUUUUGGUUGCUACUCGCUGACCCAUCUUCAAACGAUGUUUGGCUAUCACAGAAGCUAAGCUUCAUGGAUGAAGCCACCGCCGUGGCUGCCGCUUCAAAAGCAAUCCAAGAGUCAAAGGAGGGGUCUGGUGCUACUGCCAGGGAAAUAAACACCGCUGUCAAGGAAGCCAUUGAGAAAGUAAAAAAUGGGUCAAGGCUUGUGAUGGGGAAGUUCCAGGCCCCACCAGAGGGGAACUACAACUUGACCUCUUUCUGCUUAUGUGACUCUUGGAUCGGUUGUGAUGCAAAGACAAACUUGAAACUGAAGGUUUUGAAACGCAGCAGGGCUGGGACACGGGGGAUUGGUGGUGCCACGGCGGCGGAUGAGACCACUCCAUCUGCCAUUGAAGAAGGAAUUGAAGAAGAGGUGGAGGAUGACGAUGGAUAUGAUGACUAUGAAAGCGAGUACAGUGAAGAUGAAGAAGUGGUUAAAGACACAAAAAAGGAGAAGAUAAAAGUUGUGGCCAGUGAAACCACCACCACUCACAAGGACUCCCACUCAAGCUCCGAAGAUGAUUCAGAAACUGAAACAGAGUAACACCUCUUCUUUUGCCACACUCAUCUUUCCCCCUGUCUAUGGACACCGUCAUUUUGAUUUUGUGUGAAAGAAGGGACACGAAUCGUUUCUGUCACAAAACAAAGCCUUUUGUUGAGUUCAUAGUAUGGACGACUGGACGAGGAUGAUGAUAUGAGCUUGGAUUGGAGGGAGGCAUGAACUGAGGGUGCAAAGGCUUACAUAAUAGGACGGAGAGAACUAUACAGAGAAACAUUUGUUUGUUCAACUUUCGCCCCCCGAGUUCUCUUCUAAAAGUAGAGAUAAGAACUGUUGCCUUACACUUCUAUCAUCAUAUUACAUAGAUAGCGCAAUAUGCUUUGAAAAGCUAUUCUGAGAGGCUUUAGAAUAUGAAUUUUUUGAUUUCUGCAAAAAAAAAAAAAAACUUUGAAACGUUUUUACUUUGCAGUGUGAGUGGGGAAAACAGGGGCUGUACUUGGGACCUUGAUCCAGGCAAAAUGCUUGCUUUCUUGAUCUGUUUGUAGGGUCUGCAACGAUGUUAACAGAUCCUCUGUUGCCAAGACCUUGCAUGGGUCGGUUGAGUUUUCGCAUUCAAAGAAUCUGUUAUUUCUUUCUUUCGUGCAUGACGAUAUAAUGGGUGCUAUCUGAAAUUUAAGAAAAAGGUUAAUUAAUU